AGUUGUAUUCCUCUCCAGUCCGGCUCCAAACAAAAUAAUCUUCUUUGCUCCAGUUUCUGUUGUCUUCAUAAAGCUGUUGUUUCUGAGCUCCAUAUCUCGCCUCUUCUCUAAAAGGAUCUUUCUCUCUCUCGCGCGCGCUCCCUGCUCUAUAUCAGCGUCGCAGAAACCCUAGAAGAAGAAUCACAGCAGGGAAGUCCUGAGGCCAUGCCUCCGAUAUCUUCCUGCUUUAGGGGAUGCACCGGAGGCGGCCCGCCGGCUGCGACGGUGACUGGACCGAGCAUGUCCACUUCGAUCUACGAAACCCAACUUGGUCUUGCGUCCCUGAGCUGGUCCCGUACCCUCCUCGGCCUCUCCCUCAGUGCAUCCAUCCACUUGACACCUUCCGCUUCCGACGAUUACAACAACAAUUCUCCCCUCCACUUCAAAAUUCAACCCUGGCUCUUCUGGAACCGAAAGGGAACCCGCCGUUUGCACUUCAAUAUCGCCCACCAAAGCCACACACUCUACAUCGCCUGGAACCUAACCGGAGCCCGAUUUCCCUCCGCCGGCUCCCCUGAACCGUCUUCCGGCUUCUUCAUUGCCGCCGCUGUUGACGGAGAGAUCGUCCUCGUUGCUGGCGAUAUGACCGAGGAAGCCCACCGGAAGAUGAAGGCGAAACUGCGAUCUCCAACGAUGCUGGUAUCGAGGAGGGAGCACGUGGUGCUGAAAGGGAUUGGCGGGAGGAGAAUGGGAUCUUACCGAUCGGCUGUGAGGAUCGGAGGAACUGAUCGCGCGAUCGGGAUCGAUAUCGACGGCGGAUUGUCGAUAACCUUGGAUGGGAAGAAGAUUAUCCAUGUGCGGCGGCUCCGAUGGAAGUUUCGCGGAAGCCAGCGCGUCGAAAUGAGCGAUGGUGGAGCUAGGAUCUUAAUCUCCUGGGAUUUGCACACUUGGUUCUUCCCCGUUAGGGAAAAUCCUUCCCUUGCUUCCGCAGCUAUCUUUGUCUUCUGCUUCGAGAGUGAGAAAAAGCAGGAUGUUUCAGGUAAGACGGCAAUGGAAAUCGCAGAAAACAGCGGAGGGUUAGAGAGAGAUUGGGUUUCGGGGUAUUUGAGAAGGAAUGGGAAUUGGAGUGAGAGUAGCAGCUGCGGAGGAGCAGGUGGUGUUGAGAGGGGGAAAGGGAAGAAGAAAAGCUUAUUAAAAACGUGCUCCUCGUCAUCGUCAUUUUCUUCGGCGUCGUCGGCGGCGAGCUCGUCGGUGAUAGAUUGGUGGAGUUCGGAGGAGGCGGAGAUGCGUGGCGUUGACGGUUUUACCCUUGUCGUUUACGC
Messenger RNA from Dendrobium catenatum, 1301 nucleotides. RefSeq lists its product as uncharacterized. The record is from RefSeq and is a predicted model, not a curated record. Lineage: Eukaryota; Viridiplantae; Streptophyta; Magnoliopsida; Asparagales; Orchidaceae.